AUGAAACCCACUUCACACGACGGUGGAGGUGAAUCUGAGGACGAUCGUUCGGGAAGCGAGAAAAGGAGGAUUAGAUUUGAUAACAACACUACAGGGGCAGAUGAGCACGAUGCCCGUCCGAGAACAAUGCCGAAUCGGCCGGCGUUGGUGACGACUUCUGAUCAUAGCAGAAAUGCUGGUAAAAGGAUUAGGUUUGACGAGGAGGUUAUAGCAGAACACGAUCUGGAAAGAGGUACUCGUAUGACAAUCGACGAGCCCGACACUCCGUUCGUACGCACCCCAAUGAGCAGUGGAGAGUCCAGUGAGGAUUCAUCCUCGACUCUGGGCGAGGGCGGCCACAGAAGUCGCUUGCAACUAGGGGAGGUCUCGAGAGAAGCGCGAAUGCAAAAUCUGAGCAACGGAGUAAAGAAUUCACCCGAUGAGGAUGAAGGUAUUCCAAACAAUGCGGGGUUAUUGACGAUAGACUUCUCUGGUGCGACCACGGGUGGUGCAGCGGAGGAGGUGGAGAGGGCCCGCAAGGCUAGGGAGUUCCAUGAGAAACGCCGGAGACAUUAUAAUGAGAUGCAGAUGGUUCGAGCACUCCGUGAACAAGGGCGGCUAGAGGCCUCUGAGGAGGAUGAAGACGACGAGUUGGAUAGUAAUUCUGCUGGGAGGAAUGGAAAUCCUAGUAGUUCUCCAGUGACGAUGCCGAGUCGGCCGGCUCAGCCCAGCAGCUCUACCACGCCAACCCCAAAUGAUGUUAAACGGAUGGCUGAGGAAGCUAUGUUGACAUCGGCUGAUCGUGGAGUUGCUAGGGAUCUCUCGGUGGAAGCAGCAAGUGAAGGGAAGCCGACGUCACUGGGCUUGUCACUAUUCCGGAAACAAGGGUAUUUAUUAAAAGAGAGCAGUGCUUACUUCACGCAGUGGUUGGAGAGUAUUAUGUUGAAGGGAAAAGCUGAAAAAUAA
Messenger RNA from Perkinsus marinus ATCC 50983, 945 nucleotides. RefSeq lists its product as hypothetical. The coding region runs from base 1 to 945 and encodes 314 amino acids. Gene Ontology annotation, molecular function: protein phosphatase inhibitor activity. Lineage: Eukaryota; Perkinsozoa; Perkinsida; Perkinsidae. Gene Ontology annotation, biological process: regulation of signal transduction. The record is from RefSeq and is a predicted model, not a curated record. The transcript is spliced from 9 exons.